Molecule: messenger RNA, 2292 nt
Organism: Poecilia latipinna (sailfin molly)
Lineage: Eukaryota; Metazoa; Chordata; Actinopteri; Cyprinodontiformes; Poeciliidae
Gene: septin9a
Product: septin 9a
Exons: 11
Coding region: 262-2139 (625 amino acids)
Molecular function (GO): GTP binding
Source: RefSeq, a predicted model, not a curated record
GGAAAAAUAAGUUGCUGCUUUAAGAGAGAGGGGAGAUAGAGGGAGAUCAAGCAGCUCAACUCUUGUUGUUCUUUUUUUUCUUUUUCCGUUUAACCUCCCCUCCUCUCAGUUGAACGGGCUCCUAAUUUGGGAUUUGUUUAAAAGCGGGACUGCGGCUCAGGAAGACUUUUCCUUGCUGGGGUAAAAGGGAACCCUGCUCCCUGUCUUUUUCUCUCUCUCUCUCCCUCUCCCACGCACGCAUACACACGUUCUCCCCCAAAAAUGUCUGAUUCCACUGUCAACGCUCACUUGGAAGGGAUCAUAUCAGACUUCGAAGCUCUGAAACGGUCGUUUGAGGUGGAGGACACGGAUACAACCACACACCCUUCACCUCUCUCUCGCCGAACCACCAACCCCCUCCGGUCUUCAACGUCCUCCACAACCAGCCAACGGAGCUACGACUUGAGUUCGCGCAACUCCGACUAUUCCUCCUCCUCCUCCAGAUCCACUGCAUCCGAGUCCUCAAACCUACGAUCCCCAAAGACCGGCAUGAGGCGCAUUGAGCUAUCAGGGCGAAACCCUGAUGCAGCUGCUUCCCGCCGGGCAGAGAUUUCCAUCGAGGUCUCCUCCAAACAGAUUGACAGCUCGCCCAGUGCCGGCAUUGCUCGCUUCGGCCUCAAGCGGCCAGAGGUGAGCCUGAGCAGUCGGAGCAAUGCCCUAGACGGCACCUCAAACUCCAUCUCCAGCAUUACAAACCGACGAGCGGAGCUCAGCAUGACUCGGGCUCAGGAGCCCCCUGCACCUCCCAGGAGGGCGGAUAGCCAGCUGUCGUCCACACCGGUCUCUAGGAUCCCUGAGCUAACCCAGAGAAGGGCAGAGCCCCCGUCUCCCAGCCUGAGCUUAGUUGACGGCGUCUCCAGAAGACCAGAGAUUCCCGUCUUCAGACAACCGGAGAACUCUGCGACAGGCAGCCCUGUAGAGAACAACAACCACCCACCACCUGCACCCGUCGCCCCACUGCCAACCCUGGCAGAGCCACGGGUGGAGAAGGUGCAGUCACCUGUCGCGGAGCAACCCACAACACGACCAACGGACAGACCAGAGGUGUUCCCCAGCAACAGCAGCAGUGCCAUGUCUGAGGCGGUGGUGCCUGACGCCAUGGUACCCCCAGCAGUGGGCAGUCUAUAUGGGGAGAAGGCCGGUGGAGCCAUGGUGGACUUCAGCUAUGUGGGGAUUGAUGCCAUUCUGGAGCAGAUGAGGAGAAAAGCCAUGAAGCAGGGCUUCGAGCUCAACAUCAUGGUUGUAGGGCAGAGCGGCCUUGGUAAGUCGACUCUGAUGAACACCUUGUUCAAAUCUAAAGUCAGCAGGAAGUCUGUACUGGGCACCGGCCAGGAGAAGAUCCCAAAAACUAUUGAAAUUAAGUCCAUCAGUCACGACAUCGAGGAGAAAGGAGUGAGAAUGAAGCUCACCGUCAUCGACACACCGGGAUUUGGAGACCAGAUUAACAAUGAGAACUGCUGGCAGCCCAUCAUGAAGUUUAUUAACGACCAGUAUGAAGCGUACCUGCAGGAGGAAAUCAACAUCAACAGGAAGAAAAGGAUUCCAGACUCCAGAAUCCACUGCUGCAUAUACUUCAUCCCCCCGACUGGUCACUGUCUGCGACCUCUCGACGUGGAGUUCAUGAGGCGUCUCAGCAAAGUGGUCAACAUCGUCCCGGUCAUUGCUAAGGCAGAUACUCUCACGCUGGAAGAGAGAGACUUCUUCAAAAAGAAGAUCAGGGAAGAGCUGCGAGCCAAUGGGAUUGAUGUUUACCCUCAGAAGGAAUUUGACGAGGACACAGAGGACAGAAUGAUUAAUGAAAAGAUCAGGGAGAUGAUCCCGUUUGCGGUCGUGGGCAGCGAUCAGGAGUACCAAGUGAACGGCAGAAGGUUGCUGGGGAGGAAGACCAAGUGGGGCACUAUUGAAGUUGAGAACAUCGCCCACUGUGAGUUUGCCUACUUGCGAGACCUUCUCAUCAGGACCCACAUGCAGAAUAUUAAAGACAUCACCAGCAGCAUCCACUAUGAAAUGUACCGCGUGAGGCGCCUCAAUGAGAACAACACUGCAGUGGCUCAUGCCAACGGCGUCCCUGAACAUCACCUGACCGCCCACGAGAUGUAGGCGCCGCCUGCCCUCCACUGCACAGAGUAACGCACCAGAUGCGAGGCUCUGAUCUUCCCUCCACCCAGCCCUGAUCUCACAGGUGGGGUAGAAACUCUAAAGCCUGACAAGAGGGACUUUAUCGUCUGCAGCUUAAAGGACUCUAUCAGUUUA